Molecule: messenger RNA, 1959 nt
Organism: Punica granatum (pomegranate)
Lineage: Eukaryota; Viridiplantae; Streptophyta; Magnoliopsida; Myrtales; Lythraceae
Source: RefSeq, a predicted model, not a curated record
UGAGACUUCUCUUCCUUCACUCUUCCCCGUUCCUCCUCUCCUCUCUUCGCCUCUUCAUAGCUAGCGGUGGUGGCGUUUGACUUGCAGAUCAUUCACUCUCAUCUCAUGAUCCAAUCCAAUCCAAUCGAAGCAACCUCCUCCUCCUCCUUCUAGAAACUUCCCAAAGUCCAAGAGACGCCCCCUUUCUGCUUCCCCGUCUUCGAGACGCCACCUCCUGCGACUCCCAUCUGCCCCGGCAUCAUCCAUUUCCAUCCCCUGUUCCUUACACGGUUUGUUCUUCUCCGAUUUUCCGUGAAUUCAACGACCCCGACAAGAAAUGUGAACUGGGGACCUCGUACUUCGGCUUGGCCUGUAGUAAUCUGCUGGAAAUUUCUGAGCUUGGCGCGGGCUCUGUGAUUGAUUCGGUUCCCUACGUCUUCGAUGGAUGCGAGAUUGAUGGAGACGGGUUUCCAGUUUUCCCGGAAACGGAAGAAGUGGAUUUUGCUGCUCGGGGCUUUCGGGCUUUCUUGGUAUGGUUUGUACAGGGCCUAUCAUUUGCCUUCUGUGGCUUGGAAGAGGCGGCGGCUGAUGAAGCUCGUUGGAGCUGUAGUCUCGGUGGCCGAGGCUGUCUCGGACUCCUCCGAGAUGAUCGGGAUCGUCUCGAAGGAUCUCAACGAGUUCCUCCGGUCCAAUUCUGAUGAAAUCCCAAACAGCAUUAAGCAAAUAUCAAAGAUUGCGAAGUCGCGAGAGUUCACCGGGUCUGUCACUGGGGUUACACAGGCCUUAACUCUGGGGAUACUGCGCGGCUAUAAUAGGUCCAGCCAUAGUGAUGGAAGCCGUGGAAGUUCGAGCUUUGCCGAUCGGGUUCUCGAUAAGAUAUUCACACCCGCUGGGUCGGGCUUCGCUUCCGUUGUCGUGGGCAGCUUUGCGAGGAGCUUGGUCAUGGCCUUUUAUGAUCAAACGGGGGGCGCUGGAUCGGAAUCGGGUGCUAUUCCUGCAUGGGUCAAUUUGUUGUGCAGUGAUAAGGGUAGAGAACUGAUUGGAGAUUGCAUUCAAUUGUUUGUGAGCUCUGCGAUAGCGGUGUAUCUCGAGAAGACUAUGGACAUCAACACAUACGACGAGAUCCUCGCGGGAAUGACCAACCCAAAGCACGACGCGAAGGUGCAGGAGAUGCUUGUAUCCGUCUGUAACAAUGCCGUGGAAACUCUUGUCAGGACCUCUCAUGAUGUUUUGACGAGCCCGAACCCGAACGGCCAGAAAUCUCCAGGAUCGGGGUUGCCGGACCUGGCCAUCGAAGAGUACUCGAAAGGAGAAGAUUUGUGCAGUGAUGAUAAUGAUAACAAGGAUAACGGGUGGGUUACGAAAGUCUCUUCCACACUGGCUGUCCCGAGGAACAAGAAGCUUGUUCUCGAUUUGACGGGGAGGGUCACGUCCGAGACGGUGAGGUCAGUGAUGGAGUUUGCACUAGAGAAGGCUUGUGAAGGAAUGGUUAGGAGGGUGAAUCACGUCCAGGAGACGGUCACAGAUCGGGGACGGCAAGUCAUGAGGUACGUGACAGCCAAGUCGAAUGUGAUCACCACGGUUUGUCUCUCUGUGUGCCUGCACGUGCUGGAAAGUGCUUGGAUUUUGGCACCAGUCGAGGACGAUGAGCGAUGGCGAUGAUGGUUCUCCUCCUCCUGCAAAUUAGAUAUAUCUGUCUGUCCAUUGAUAUUACAUUACGUACGAGAAUUUUCAGAUUCUUCAAAUUACGAUCCUCAAUACUGUUCACCUAGCUUCAUUGUGUGUGUUAUACAGGGAAUCGACAUUUAAGCUGUAUGGUAGACUUUGUCUGUGUAUAGCCUCCAAUUCUUUCACUUUCACGUUCUCUUCUUGAGAGCAGCAAAGGUGUUACUGGGUCACCGCGUCCAACCGUGUAACAAUCCUAUCGGAGUAACACUUUAUCCUGCUUCUUUGGUCAUUGCUUUGUGCCGUGACAAGUUC